AUCCUCGUCCAGCAGCCAUUAGCCCGCAGAGCUCAAGAUGAGCGUCCGAGUCGUCGCCCGCAUCCGGCCACUCCUCAAAACCGAACUUGAAAAGGAUCAGAUCGUAACCAGCCACGACGGUCCCGAUGGAAAGCCCACGAUUGUCAAAAUCCCCAACCCCAAGAACUUUGCCGAAGAAUACAGUUUCCAGUUCAACAGCGUUUACGAACAACAGGCCACCCAGCAAGAGAUAUUCGAUGCCGAGGUUGCACCCACGGUCAAACAUCUCUUCCUCGGAUACGAUGUCACCAUCUUCGCCUAUGGCUCCACGGGCACGGGGAAGACCCAUACCAUGCGGGGUGGAAAGUCUCUUGCUGACCGAGGAAUGAUCCCGAGAUUGUUGAGCAGUAUCUACAGAAAGAGUCGGGCGAUCGAGAAGAGCAGCAAUGGGGAAACCGCAGUCGAAGUGUCCAUGAGCUACUAUGAGAUCUACAACGACCGUGUCUUCGAUCUCUUCGAGGCCCCCGAGAAGCGGACCGCCACUGGGCUUCCGAUCAGAGAAGCCGAAGGUGGGAAGACGGUGGUCGUUGGCCUGACAGAAAUGCCUUGCGCCUCGUUGAAGGACUUCGAAGUGCUGUACGAUAGAGCCAAUGCUAAUCGAAGCACCGGCGCCACCAAACUCAACGCCCAUUCCUCACGGUCUCAUGCCAUCCUCUGCGUCAAAGUGACCAUCACCACCCCGACUGAAACGAGGAUAAGCACAGCCUCCGCGAUCGAUCUGGCGGGCUCAGAAGACAAUCGGAGAACGGGUAAUGGCAAAGACAGAAUGGUCGAGUCGGCCAGCAUCAACAAGUCAUUAUUUGUCCUGGCGCAGUGCGUGGAGGCCAUCAGCAAGAAACAGCACCGCAUCCCGUAUCGCGAGUCGAAGAUGACGAGGAUUCUUUCGCUAGGACAAAACAAUGGCUUCACAGUCAUGAUCCUCAACCUCGCGCCUGUCAAGGCCUACCAUCUCGACACGCUCAGCUCUCUGAACUUUGCCAACCGGACCAAGAAGAUCGAGGUCCGUGAGGUGGAGAAUGAGCCCAUUUUCAAGGGUCCUCCGCGACAGGUUCCUGGUGCAUCGGUGGGCGGGCCGACGAUGCAGCGACAACCACUCCGGCCUCUGACCCAUGUGGUCAAUGUGAACCUUGCCGCCAAUCGCGACACUGCCACGAAGAAUGACAAACCGCCCAAGGCUUUUGCUGUCUAUUCGGACCGCAACAAACCGUCCAUCAGCACCAAGAUCCUCCCCCAGAAGUCGUCUCCACUGAAGCGCACGGCUGAUUCGUCAUUCCUGGCGUCUGCUCGACCUCCCAAAAUCUCGCGUCCUACACCCAGCUUUAUCCGGCGCGCACCAGAGUGUCAACCUCUAGGCAUGGAUAAAUCGUCGAUCGAGACCCUGGUUGAGAAAAAGGUCUCCGAGAUUCUCGCAGCCCGUGCUCUAAAUGCACCGGAUCCAGCUCCACAAAAGGCCAUAUCCGAGGAAGUCCAACGGCGGCUAGACAGUAUUGAGAAGAGGCUGGAGGGACAAGAUGGCGAGAGGGCAGAAGGGCUGAGCUAUCUGUUCAUGGCCAAGCAGCAUCAAGCCCGAGGGGAGUUUGGGAGCGCCCUGAAGAUGUAUGAGCUAGCCAGGCCGUAUUUCCCGGAUAACGAGAAAUUGAAGGGCAAAAUUGAGCGGCUGAGGGAGAAACUUGACGCUAGAAAGAAGGAGUCGAGCGAUACAGCCCAGACUCUGACAAGCGAACCUGACAAGGAGAAGGCCUCCCGUCGCAAUGAUGAGGGCGAUGAAAGCUACCAGGACGACGACAAUGGAGGAUCAGCUUACCACGAUAGUGACGAAGACGAAGCCUCUUAUCGGUCGCGUCAGAAGAAGCAGGCUAAGCAGCCGAGACGCAGAGCAAGAGCAUCAUCACCGGAUCCGCUCACGCAACAAGCCCCAUCAGAGUUGAGUGCUGAGAUGGUGACACCUCGAACACAAUACCUUCUGAAAGUCAUCAACACGCGCGAUAUCACGCAGAUCAAGACGUUGAACGGACUCGGGGCAAAGCGGGCCGAGGGAAUUGUGGAAUACCUCCAUGAGCAAGAGAUAGACGGGGUUGGAGAGGUCUUUGUCCGAAGCUGGAAUGAUCUGGCCAAGUUAAAGGGGAUUGGAAAGAAGACGCUGGAGACGAUGAGGGAAGGGGUCCAGGUGGCUCUGUGAGCGAGAGGAGCCAAAGCAAGCUUUGUCGGGGGCUAGGGGACAAGCUUGAACAGAGCUUGACUUGGCUUGGCUUGGCUUGUCUUGUGCUGUAUUCCUAUUGUUGUUCGGUAUCGAGUAGCCCUGAUGUUGUCUAUUUGUCUAUCAAGAUGGUUGAUGGUUGAUGGUUGAUGCUCGAUGAGCCCCGGCUGAUGAUGGACGAGGCUGUCGCGCCUCACGGGAUGACGCGGCAUUCUUGGCAGGGGCUGUCAUUCGACGACGCUGAUUGGCUCCGUCGAGGCGCGACGGAUGCGAUCAGACUUACAAAGACUCGGUGAGAAUGGCUUGAUCCCACCUUCAAUCCCCC
This is a messenger RNA of Cladophialophora immunda, 2561 nucleotides long. RefSeq lists its product as uncharacterized. Gene Ontology annotation, cellular component: microtubule; kinesin complex. Gene Ontology annotation, molecular function: ATP hydrolysis activity; ATP binding; microtubule binding. Gene Ontology annotation, biological process: microtubule-based movement. Bases 38 to 2218 code for a protein of 726 amino acids. The record is from RefSeq and is a predicted model, not a curated record. The transcript is spliced from 2 exons. NCBI's taxonomy places the organism in Eukaryota, Fungi, Ascomycota, Eurotiomycetes, Chaetothyriales, Herpotrichiellaceae.